Molecule: messenger RNA, 5943 nt
Organism: Hemiscyllium ocellatum (epaulette shark)
Lineage: Eukaryota; Metazoa; Chordata; Chondrichthyes; Orectolobiformes; Hemiscylliidae
Gene: atp2a3
Product: ATPase sarcoplasmic/endoplasmic reticulum Ca2+ transporting 3
Exons: 21
Coding region: 141-3161 (1006 amino acids)
Biological process (GO): calcium ion transmembrane transport; intracellular calcium ion homeostasis
Cellular component (GO): membrane
Molecular function (GO): ATP hydrolysis activity; P-type calcium transporter activity; ATP binding
Source: RefSeq, a predicted model, not a curated record
UGGGCGGGGCCUGAGGUACCUCCUCCGUCGAGGCAAACACACCUGCGGCUGAGAGCGGAGCAGCCGCCGGAGGAAGAGCAGCUGCAGCCGGAGAUCCCCGAGUCCCCCAGGAGCAGGCAGGCGGGUAGGCUGCCGGCAGCAUGGAGAAGGCACACAGCAAAACGGUGGAGGAAGUUCUCGCUCACUUCGGGGUGAAUGAGAACACAGGCCUCAGUCAGGAGCAAGUGAAGCUAAAUCUCGAGCGGUGGGGGCACAACGAAUUGCCAGCUGAAGAAGGGAAGUCGCUGUGGCAGCUUGUGCUGGAGCAGUUUGAGGAGCUGCUGGUGCGAAUUCUCCUGCUGGCUGCCUGCGUCUCGUUUGUCCUGGCAUGGUUUGAAGAAGCCGAAACCAUCACUGCCUUUGUGGAACCCUUUGUGAUUCUUCUGAUCCUGAUAGUGAAUGCUCUGGUCGGUGUGUGGCAGGAAAGGAACGCGGAGAAUGCUAUCGAAGCACUGAAGGAGUAUGAACCAGAGAUGGGUAAGGUUCACCGAAUGGACAGGAAGGCUGUGCAGAGAAUCAAAGCCCGGGAUAUUGUACCUGGAGACAUUGUGGAAAUUGCAGUUGGAGAUAAAGUUCCUGCUGACAUCCGGAUUAUCAGCAUCAAGUCUACGACCCUCCGAGUUGAUCAGUCUAUCCUCACAGGGGAAUCUGUCUCUGUUAUCAAGCACAGUGACCCUGUACCAGACCCUCGAGCUGUGAACCAGGACAAGAAGAACAUGCUGUUUUCGGGCACCAACAUUGCAUCUGGGAAGGCGACUGGUAUUGUUGUGGCUACAGGAGUCCACACGGAGAUUGGCAAGAUUCGGAACCAGAUGGCAUCCACCGUGAAUGAGAAGACCCCUCUCCAGCAGAAACUGGAUGAGUUUGGGCAGCAGCUGUCAAAGGUGAUCUCCCUCAUCUGUGUCGCCGUCUGGGUGAUCAACAUCGGGCACUUCAAUGACCCGGUCCAUGGCGGCUCCUGGGUCCGUGGUGCCAUCUACUACUUCAAAAUAGCGGUGGCACUGGCUGUGGCUGCCAUUCCUGAGGGCCUACCUGCUGUGAUCACCACCUGCCUAGCCCUGGGCACUCGGCGCAUGGCGAAGAAGAAUGCCAUUGUGAGGAGCCUUCCCUCGGUGGAGACAUUGGGCUGUACGUCAAUAAUCUGCUCCGACAAGACUGGAACACUCACCACCAAUCAGAUGUCUGUCUGUAAGAUGUUCAUCGUUGAUUCAGUGGUGGGAGAUAACUGCAAACUCCAUGAGUUCAACAUCACUGGGUCCACCUACGCCCCAGAGGGCCAAGUAUUAAUGGGAGACAAACCUGUCCAGCCCAGUAACUACAGUGGGCUGGUGGAGCUGGCUACUAUCUGUGCACUGUGUAAUGAUUCUUCCUUGGACUUCAAUGAGGCAAAAGGGGUUUAUGAGAAGGUUGGUGAAGCUACAGAAACUGCUCUCACCUGUUUAGUUGAAAAGAUGAACGUUUUCAACACUGAUCUCCACGGUCUCACCAAAGUGGAAAGAGCCACUUAUUGUAACACUACCAUCAAACAACUCAUGAGGAAGGAAGUGACCCUUGAAUUCUCCCGCGAUCGCAAAUCCAUGUCUGUCUAUUGCUCUCCGACCAAGACCAUGGGGGAUUCAGGAAGCAAAAUGUUUGUGAAGGGAGCUCCAGAGGGGAUCAUUGAACGUUGCAACUACAUUCGUUGUGGUACAUUGAAGGUGGCCCUGAACCCUCGUUUGAAGGAAAAGAUCAUGAGUGUAAUCAAGGAAUGGGGGACAGGACGGGACACCCUCCGCUGCCUCGCACUGGCAACCCGAGACCACCCACCCCGGAAGGAGGACAUGGACUUGGAGGACCCUACAAAAUUUGUCAAGUACGAGACUGACCUUACGUUUGUUGGCUGUGUCGGGAUGCUGGACCCACCGAGAAAGGAAGUUGUCAAUUCCAUAAAGAUGUGUGAGAAGGCAGGCAUCCGUGUCAUCAUGAUCACCGGUGACAACAAAGGCACUGCCGUCGCCAUUUGCCGGCGGAUUGGAAUCUUCCAGGAGGACGAAGACGUGACUGAGAAGGCCUACACUGGCCGGGAGUUUGACGAUCUGACCCCAGAGGAGCAGCGAGAGGCCUGCCGCUCCACCUGCUGCUUUGCUCGUGUUGAACCUGCACACAAGUCCAAAAUCAUCGAGUACCUUCAGUCCUUCGACGAGAUCACAGCUAUGACUGGCGAUGGUGUUAAUGAUGCUCCUGCUCUAAAGAAGGCAGAAAUUGGGAUUGCGAUGGGCUCAGGCACUGCCGUAGCUAAGACAGCUGCCGAAAUGGUGCUGUCCGAUGACAAUUUUUCCACCAUAGUCUCCGCAGUUGAGGAAGGCCGAGCCAUUUACAACAACAUGAAGCAGUUUAUCCGCUACCUCAUCUCCUCCAACGUGGGUGAAGUUGUCUGCAUUUUCCUGACUGCUAUCCUGGGCUUGCCUGAAGCUUUGAUCCCUGUCCAGCUACUCUGGGUUAACCUGGUAACUGAUGGUCUACCAGCCACAGCACUGGGCUUCAAUCCUCCUGACCUGGAGAUCAUGAACAAACCACCGCGUAAUCCCAAAGAGUCCCUCAUCAGUGGCUGGUUAUUCUUCCGCUACAUUGCCAUUGGAGUUUAUGUCGGCUUGGCAACAGUUGGAGCAGCCACCUGGUGGUUCAUGUACGAUGAAGAUGGUCCACAGGUCACCUUCAAUCAACUGCGGCACUUCAUGCAAUGCACACCAGACCACCCACUCUACCAAGACUUGGAAUGUAAAAUCUUUGAGUCUCGCUACCCCACAACCAUGGCAUUGUCUGUCCUGGUGACCAUUGAAAUGUGCAACGCAUUAAACAGCCUGUCAGAAAACCAGUCCCUGCUGAGAAUGCCUCCAUGGGUAAACAUCUGGCUUUUGGGAACCAUCUGCAUCUCCAUGUCACUGCAUUUCCUGAUUCUGUAUGUGGAGCCAUUGCCUCUGAUUUUCCAGGUGACGGCUCUGAACUGGCCUCAGUGGGUCGUGGUCCUGAAGAUUUCGCUGCCUGUCAUCUUGCUGGACGAAUCGCUCAAAUACAUAUCCCGUAACUACAUUGAGGAUGAAGAAGAGAAUAAGUACCGGAAGCGAAGACAACUGAAGUUCUAGGAGAAUGCCUGGGGUUCUCACUCCUGGAGUGUCAUGUGCAUUGACUGCCACAUGAUCCGACCCACAUGGAGUGUGCGGGUGAACAACUUGCCAUCUCCAGUUUUGUAGCUGUCUCAGUGUAUACGUGUGCAAUAACUGGACUCCUGGUUUUUAAUGGAUGUGUGAGUGUCUGUGACAGUAAAACAGUCAACUGGAAUGAAGGCUAAAAACAGAACAAGGGGAUUCUUGAGCAUUCUGCAGAAUGGUGUGGUAAUUAGCUGAAUAUUUCCUGCUAACAGUGUCUUUGCCUGUGUUUGUGAUGUGCUAUGGGACAUCGCUGCCCCCUAUGUAACUCCCACAAAUUCAGGGAAAGACACAAAGGUCAUUUGUUAAUUGCUUUCUUUUGGCUUCUCUCCCUUGGAAACCGGGCUCACCUCCUUCUCUGCUGUAGUAAGGAAGUCAUGUUUACAUCGUUCCUCAUUGCAGUUUGCACUCUGUUGUAUCGAGGCAAGAGCAAACUGCAACAGUUUGGGGCAUCCAUGUGUUCCGGUCUCUCAGACAGCUGAGUUGAGGGCUAAAAACAGAAAAGUUAGCUUCCAAUUUGCCUGCAGACCUGUUGCGCAGCAUGAGGGAGGAGUUCCAUACGCCCACUCUUGUGCUUUCUGCUUGUUUACUGUUAAGCCAUAAGCCUGUGCAAAUCUGAAACAUAAAGACAGUGGCAGUGAGUUUUUGAAAAUGCCAUAAAGUGAUGGCAUUUGAUUAAAAUGUAAAAUUGGGAUUUUGCUGCAAACCCCCACCUCCACCCCCACCUCCCACCUCCACCCCCACCCCCACCCCCACCUUCACCCCCACCUCCCCACCUCCCCACCUCCCCACUCCCACCUCCCUACCCCCACCCCACCUCCCCAUUAGGAUUUGGUCCCAAUAUAGGGAAAAGCCAGCAAGUUAACCAAAAACAGGUUACUGUGAUAUUUGACUGUCCCUUUCUAAUUUGUAGCACAUUCCCAAAUGUACCCAUCCAGGGUGAGAAACCAGUGAUAUUUGGAAUGGCCCUCUGCUUUGAGUGUACAACUCUCACUUUCUCUCCUGACACUGGCUCCAUUGCUCACCCUGUCUUUAGAUCCAACACCUCUAGCAUGGAGACAUUCUAACGCUCAUUCUGCAGAAUUCUUACCCGCUAAGUUGGAUGUGAGGUCUAGAUUUUGUUUUUUGCACCCUAUUUUGAAUCAAAGAUCACCCAUAGUCACUUAUCCAUCCGCAGACAGAUAUAUGCUUCCCCAUCAGUCCUGUCUCUCACAUCCACACGCACACACCCUUCCAAUUUUACCAGGUGAAUAAUCCCAGUGGUUUGGUUACUAAUAGAAUUGCUGCCCCAGGAGAAACCUCUUCUUUCUUUUUAAAUGUGUAGAAACACUCCAUCUUACAUCUUCAGAGCAGCAGCAUUACCACCUCUCACACUGCAGAAUGUAUGACUGUACUAAGUAACAAGAGAGUAAAAUUGCACAAAUUGUUUUCACUGUAAUGGCCACAUCCUGGAUUUAAAAAGAUUUUCUUUCCCAUAUUUUCCUCCGGCAUUUUACAGAUGAUAAUUGGGUUGACCAAGUGUGGAUCUUGGAGACUGCUUUCUUUUAACACAAUUCUUCCUCCGGUGUGGUCUAUUAGCUGUUUUGAAUGUGGGAUGGGUGUGUGGGUAAUUCAGGGAGACUGAGUUUGUGUAGCAGUAAAUCUUUGUCAGUCAAAGCACAGUAUAAUAGGUACAUGAUCAGGUUUCUUAUUUUCACACUGCGUUCAGGAAUUUCAAACAGCAUUGGAGGAGCUGGUUGCUAAUUUGAUUCUCUCCGCAGUUUGCCUAUUCCUGGUGCCACUAGCAUCAGCGUACAAUUCAACAUGCUCUAUUUAACCCAGUCAAAUGGAGGUAGCUUUAUUAGAAGGUGUUAUUCAAGCAGGCUAUCAGCUAGAAAUGCUGCCAGGACCUUGCCCCUUGUUGCUACGCAGAGCAACGUUGUUAGCUCAUUCCAUGAGUAUUUCUUCCUGCACCAGUCUCCAGGGUCGAAGUGACAAAGGGGAUUCUUCAACCCCGACAGCCUAACAUUCGGCCUGCUUUAACCACUCUGCACCUCGAUCCACAGAGUGGGAAGCAGAGAGAGAAACCAUUGUGCAGAUUCUCGACACCAGGGAAUCAUUUUCUCACUCUGUUUCCUGUUUAAAAUCGUUGGGCAGAAUGGUUUUGGAGUUGGGCUGGCUGGUGGGUUAGCUGUUGUAAGGCACGGGGAAGGGGAGCAGUAAGACAUGUGGCCACAGUGGCACUUUACCAGCAGCAGGAGCCUGACAUCAUGCUCACACAGUUCAGGUACAUCGGUGGCCACUUUAAGGGCUACCCCCCCCACCCCCUGCCUAUUUUUCUCAUGUCAGGAGAACCUGGCGCUGCCAGCAGAUUGCUGACCUGCCAAAGGCUUGCUCCAUACCCACCAUACCCACAUUGGUAGCCAAGUGCCAAUGGUGCACCACCCUCUGAUUGGACAUCAACCCCCUUUGGGGUUCUGCUCCUGGCAAAGGUCUGAUAAUUGGACUCACCAAAUGGAUUUGUCCCUCAGUUUGAGACACUGAAACAGGCUGAGAGGUGAGUAUUAUCUAGCCUGAGUUGGUCAACUGUGUAAGAUGCGUGUGAAAAUCUUCCUCACCUUUUAGAUAUUGGUUCCCUGAGCCAAUCAAGCUGUGUAGAAUACAUGGAGGAAGUGAGAUCUGCAGAUUCUGGAGAUCGAAGAGUGUGGUGCUGGAAAAACGCAGCAGGUCAGGCAGCUUC